This is a messenger RNA of Salarias fasciatus (jewelled blenny), 1110 nucleotides long. RefSeq names its product winged helix repair factor 1 (gene whr1). Gene Ontology annotation, biological process: positive regulation of Ras protein signal transduction. NCBI's taxonomy places the organism in Eukaryota, Metazoa, Chordata, Actinopteri, Blenniiformes, Blenniidae. Bases 110 to 877 code for a protein of 255 amino acids. The record is from RefSeq and is a predicted model, not a curated record. The transcript is spliced from 7 exons.
GCUUUAAACCACAAAUCAGCUGCUCAUUGUGGCUGUGAGGUGGACGUGUGAGGCUGAGUGGAUCCAAAACGAUGAGAAACCCACCAGUUCUUCACAGAUAUCAUCAGUAAUGAACAGGAAACGGGCCCUGGUUUCAGACACUUUCAUGGUGAAAAAAAGAAAAAAUGGCACAGAGACAUUUGGAGCUUUGGAGGGAGAGGGUUCAGGAUCACCUGAUGUCAAAUCCAGCCUGGAGUACCUCAUGACGCUGUUUCCCAGAAAGCUCUUUAAUGACGCUUUGCCACAAAUUGUACUCAAGCAUCAGCUGUACAGCAUCCAUAACGACAAGACUCUGGUGGACAAGGAGGUGAACAAACUGCGUGAAGAAGGAGCCCUGCUGAUGUUCCAGCUGGGGUUUGACACGGAGGCCUUCGGACUGAUUUUUACUUCGGACUAUAAGACCAAAGUACUGGCUGGGCAGGAGGGCAAAGCCACGCAGGCAACGGUGGAGAGGUUCUUGGAGAAAGUGGUCUCCUUCUGCACAGAUCUCAGCUUCACUAAAGACAAGAUGCUCAGAGAGUUCCUCUUCACAGACUCUGAGAUAACGCAGCUGGUGAAGUCCGGGGUGCUGACGGUGAGGGACGCCGGCAGCUGGUGGCUUUCCAUCCCCAACUCUGGCAAAUUCACAAAGUACUUCAUAAAAGGUCGUAAAGCGGUGCUCGGCAUGGUGAAGAAGUCCAAAUAUAGUGAAGUCCUGAAGGCAGAGAUAGAAGAACGGAAAACAAACUCACAAGUGAAAUUCCACAUGAAAUACCACAUCCACGAUAUCGUCGGUGCAGAGCUGGUAGAAAGCAUACCUACAACUUCUGGGACGUUGCUGCGAUUUGUGGAUUCCUGAGUUGCAUUGAGGCGAACGUCAGCCAGAAAGUGCCCGAAGAUGAGAUAAGACAAGAUGGACAGAGAUUGAGAGAAGUAUCUGUGUGACGACCUGGCGAUCUCAAUGUGAAACCUGAGUUACUCUGGCUUCUGUGCCAAAUGUUACAAAAUCCUUGUGGGUUGAUGAAUUGUCAAUUUUUUUGACACGACUAUGUGAGGUUUUUGUUAAAACUGUAAUAAAAAUGUUAAGUGUUU